AUGUUCUUAUACCUUGGUGGUCGAGGCCAAGAUCAAGACGAUGCGACAAAAUCUCAUAUUCCAGCAUUAGGCGGUUGGAACUUCGGUGGAAAGGGAGGUAUUGACUUUAAUGAUGAUGUACAUCCUUAUGAACCAUUAGAAAGUGGUGCUGGUGGUGGAGGUUCUGUUGAUCUCCGUUUAAUGUAUAUUGAUAUAAACGAUCAAGAUGAUUUGAAUGAAAGUCUUCUUAAUGAAUCCCUUGAGAGUCGGAUCAUGGUAGCGGGAUCUGGUGGUGGCGCAGUUUCUGCAGAACCAAAUGAUUGGGGAAUGACUGAUGGAUUUCCAGGUGGAGGAACUGCUGCAAUUUCCAAUGGAUUAUACUCUUUAGGCGGUUCCCAAACUAAAGGAAUUUUUGGCAAAGGAAUGGACGGAAAGUCUUCUUUUUCUAAUCUUGGAGGUUCAGGUGGAAGUGGAAGUGGAUAUCGUGGAGGAUAUAUCAAUUUUCCUUCAACUACACAGGAUGGAUUUUAUUCUAUUGGUGGAUCUGGUGGAAGUUCAUAUAUAAGUGGUCAUUUUGGAUGCAUCAGUCCAUAUUUUAAGAACGAUUCAGAACCAACACCACUUAAUUCAUUCCAUGAAUCAGGGUUGUUCUUUACAAAUACCAUCAUGAAGAGUGGUAAUGAAGAAAUGCCAAGUCCAUACAAUUCCAGUGUUAUCAGAGGUCAUAUUGGCCAUGGCAUCUGCCGUAUUACUAUUCUUCGUCCAACAUUUUGUCCCUCGAAUACAUUUUGUUUUUCUAUUCCUCUUUCCAUUUUAUUUGUAUCACUCGGUUUUUCAAUAAAAUAA
Messenger RNA from Trichomonas vaginalis G3, 825 nucleotides. Its product is annotated as glycine-rich protein family. NCBI's taxonomy places the organism in Eukaryota, Parabasalia, Trichomonadida, Trichomonadidae. Bases 1 to 825 code for a protein of 274 amino acids. The record is from RefSeq and is a predicted model, not a curated record. The transcript has a single exon.